Molecule: messenger RNA, 4479 nt
Organism: Pieris rapae (cabbage white)
Lineage: Eukaryota; Metazoa; Arthropoda; Insecta; Lepidoptera; Pieridae
Gene: vlc
Exons: 8
Coding region: 348-3212 (954 amino acids)
Biological process (GO): signaling
Cellular component (GO): glutamatergic synapse; postsynaptic specialization
Molecular function (GO): molecular adaptor activity
Source: RefSeq, a predicted model, not a curated record
UCUGUGUUGUAUUGUAUCUAUACAAAUUUUAAGAUACAUAGAAUUUCAUGUUCGACAGGUUGUAUUCCAUUUAUAGAAUACAUCAAAUAAUUUUUGUGUUUAAGUGUAGUUAUGCAAAAUUCAAAAAUAGAAUGUCGGGUUUAAUCCUGCUUAUUCGAUUUUUUUAAUAAAUAAAAUAUUUGUGUUAUAGUGUACCUAUGCAAUUGUAGUGCAGAAUUUUAAAAUAGACCAUAGACUAUAGAGUGUCGAAUGUACGUAUAAUCGUUUGUAAAUAACAGUGUGGUUUUGUUUUUUAACACUGCUGGCCGAACGCGUUCCAUUUUCGAAUUAGUUUCGCGGUGUGAGUGAUGACGAUGGGGAAAAAGAAAAAUGGAAAAGGCGGGAAUCGUUUUUUUCGUUGGAUCAAAAGCGAUCUGCCCGAUGAAGAAGAUAAAAAGUCACCAGUUCUCCUUCUAGGAGUGAAUAAAAUAUCUGACUCCCCAUUUGCCAGAAGGCGUCAUGACCCACAGACCGGUUCAAUACGCUUCUUCAGACCUCCUAAGUCCAAAUAUACAAGAGGAUUAAAUGGUGAUGAAAGACUUGAGAAGAUUAGAAAGGAUCUGCUCCUUCAUAAACACAAGCCUGACAUAUACAUUCCUAAUAUAAGACAGACUAAAGACAACUGUCACAGACUCACGUGUAUAGGUAGCUGUAUCUGUGACGCAUCAGAUAGAGGUUCCUUCUCCUUCCACAGACCUAGUUCUGAAUUCAACGAAAUAGAAUUCAAAUACACAGAGCACAUUCCAGAAAACCAACCAUGCAGCAGCAAAACAUCAUAUAAUAUAACUCCCAAAUCGACUGAGCGCAGACAUUUUCUACUAUCGAAUUUAAAUGAGCGAUUUCGUAAGACACUCAGCUUGGAUUCGCGUAAAAUUGAUAGACUCGAUAGGCCCAAAUCUAUAGCCACCAGUAAUAUAGAUAAAGAAGGUUUAGUGCAUCCAAAGAAGAAGAGGAAAUCCUUUUUCUCACUCGACACGUUCUUUGAUAAGAAAUCGGAUACCUCGUCAAUAGAUGAUUUCUGUUCGUCGAAGUACAAAAGAUUUGAAUUGGAAACUGAUGAUUCGCCAAUACUUAAAAGUGAUAGAAAGAAUACGAGGUGUAAAUUGGAGAAAUUGGAAGACCAUUUCUAUAAGAGUCUGAAACAGAAUGUUGUUGAUGCCGUACCAGCUGAUGCUUAUGAGGAGGAUGUUGAAUAUAUAGAACCUAUAAGUAAUUUCACAAGUCAGAGCACGUUGAUUUUUGAUAAAAACGAUAAAUUAGACGCUAAAUUGGAUAUAAAAGCGUUCGAAAUUGUUGUGCAGGAAACAGAUUUGAGUCCAACGCAUCUAGUAGUCAAAGUUAUGGAUAAGUCAGUAGAUUCAAUAGGAAGUUGUUCGUUGGACGUCGACGCGAGCACGGAUUUUUCAGAUACCACAUCGGGAAGUUUGAAUCUCCUCACACCAUCAUCAACCACAAGCCGUAUUAAAGAGUUCACGUCGCGAAUACAAGAGAGAGCUGGUAAUCUACAACCGAACCUAACUCCCACACCAUUUACACCACCCAGAACCCCGGAAAGACCAGACCUUCUUAAACCCCCAAAAAUCCUGAUUGACACCUCGAGUCACAGAUCCCGCAGCCACCUUAAAAAACGCGAGGAGCAUAAGAAGCCAAGUUACCUGAAUCUAGCCUGUUCAGUCAACGGUUAUACUAACCUGACUACAUAUGACUCCAAAAUUCGCCAGGAUAUCAAUAAGAGUCGUGAAGCCUCACCCAUACGGCCAAUAACACAUUAUCGAACUGAUCCCUUGCUAGUACCCAUUCCAGUAAGUGCUAACAAAUUGGUUGUACCAACAUUCCCACAUGAUCCUAAUUUGAUGUCCAAGGCGCCGAGCAAGGCGCAUACAGACCCAUACUUAUCCAACACAUUCAUGGCGGCCGAAAAUCGCCAGCUCAAGAACGACUUCCUCGGUACAAUGACGACAAAAUCCUUUAUAUCAUCAGAAAGCAAGAGCUUCUCUUCCAUACAGAAGGAUGAGGUGGAUCAGGUGUUUAAAUGCAGUUAUUCUGAAACAAAUUUCAUAUCCGGAGAGGAGUUUUCGGAGUAUACCAUAACAUCGAAUGAAAAGAAAGUCGAGAUCACGAAGGAGAAUGGGGAGAAGCUGACUAGUCCAAUGAAAAGUUUCAUCCAACAGAGGGUGGAGAGACUGUACGGCCCUGGUGCGUUGGCACAAGGAUUCUUUCAGCGGCAAAAAUCCGAUGACAUCCUGACAGAGAAAUCUCUGAACUGCCAAAGCCCUGACAGAGUCAAAUUGCCAGAGGUAACCAGCCCUAAAGACCUUCCAGUCUUGAGACAUUUGAGACCAGAAUUCCGUGCACAGCUACCAAUAAUAUCGCCUAGGAAAUCUAAAAUUGAUUCGCCAAAGUCUGAUACUAGUGAAGUGAACAUUGAGGUCGUUGAGAAUAGUAAAACUGUGAGUGAAGUGAAUGGUGAAGUGAAGAAUGGUGAAAUUGUGAAAGAUGCAUACUAUUUCCUGGAUUUGGAGAAGAAAGAGACAGAGAGGCUGAUUGCACUCUCUGCUGGGGCCGAAAAGGAAUUGGAAAACUUACAAAAUCAAGAAAACAUAAGCGAGGAAGUGCUGGGCCUAUUCCGUGCUGCCUCAGGGAAAGCGAGGCUUCUGGCCACACAGAAAAUGCAGCAGUUUCAAGGUCUCUGCUAUAACAAUAUAAAUGAACGUGGAGACGAACAGUUCCCGACAACAUUGGAGGAUCUACAAGGCUUCUGGGACAUGGUGUUGCUUCAAGUUAGGAAUGUUGAUGCAUUGUAUGCUCAUUUGGAUAGUUUGAGAGCAAAUAAUUGGCAAGAGAUUUCACCGCCUCCAUCCAAACCACCAUCAAUGCCGGUCCGGAGUAAGGUGGCUCGAACUCCACAAGUGAAGAAUGAGAAGGCGCGUCUGGCGGCUGAGAAGAGAGAAGCCGACAGAAAAGCUAUGCUGGAACAUAGGAGGCGUGUGGCACGCGAACGUCAACUAGCUGCUCGGGCAUCCACUCCCGGACAAAGCAAAGAAACGGACCACUGCAUGUCCGUUGAAGGGAGUCAGGAAGUGGAAAUAUUUGUCGGCAAAAGUGCGCCAAAAGAUAUACCUCAAGGUGAUUGUCCGAGUACGACCCAGUCUGACGAUUCUCUACGCAGCUGAUUGAUGGAAGCGUCAAAAAUCAGUUGUCACAAUGAUUAGGUUGUCAAAAGUCAGUGUCAGAUGUCAAAGCGUAAACGGUUGUCGGGAAUUGUUAAAAAUAUUCGUGGUCAAAUGUUUGUCUAUAGCUGUUAAAGCGUUAGUAUUCGUAAGUUUGUCAAAGUUUUUCGUAAAUAAAGCGAUAACGGCAUGAUUUAAAACGUUUAUUUGUAAAAUAGUAUAUUUCAUUACAAGUGCGGAAAGCCUGACAUUGCAAAGAGUUUCGACGAAUGUCUACCGAGCGAGCCGAGGCGCAGCCGAAGGUGAGGGUUGACAGUCGGAACAUUUUUUCGCAACUGUAUUUAAAAAAUUGUCAACUGUCAAACAAAGAUAUCGUCAAAACAGCUUUGUUACAUGCUUCUUCCUAUUUUAAUGAAUUGAUAUAUUUGAUAAAUUUUCUCUUUCAUCUGUCAUCGCUCUAACAGUUGUCAGAAUGGGCUAAAAGCUAAAGUAUGAAAUAUUUCACUAUCAUUAAAAGUCAUAUUUGAUGAAUUUUAAAUUAAGAAAUUUAAAUUGUUCUGAUGUGUAGUCUUUGCAGGGUAUGUCAGUUGUCAAAAUUUGAUUUAAACCUUGACUUAAAAUUCAAACUUAAAUUAUUAGUGGGUAUAAAAUUUGUUUCAGAGGAAAACUUUGGCAAAAUUAUGAAAUAUAGUAAAAUUUUAGAUUCUAGCAAUGUUCUUAUAAUCUCCUUGUAACCAGAUAUGGCGGCUUUUAUCACUUACUCAUCUGUACAUGCCAAAAUUCAUUAAAAUUUGUUUAGUGUAUCUUUAUAUCUACAACGGCCUAUAUAGCCUUCUCAUAUAGAAAGUAAAAUAGUUUUCUUAAGAUACUUAGACAAUAGCACAAAAUGCAUAAUAUAAAGAAAAAGUUAAGUUUUCAUUUCGACAACCCAACUAUUUAAUUAUUUUUAAGUGUAUUAAAUAUCGUAUAUAGAAAUCAUCGCUUCAGUCUUGUAUGUAUGCAACGUUAAUGUCAAAUUUGACAUAUGUCAUUAACGAUCAAAAUUUAAUAAAUUUCCGUUUAUUGUACUUGUUAUGGAAAAAAAAAUUCGCCGCUUGAAUGAUGUGUAUAUGCGAUGUCUGUUUUAACUAUAUAAUUUCAGUGUAUGUACUAUGAUUAAUUAAAUUAAAUUUUAUCUGUGAAUUUCAAUUUGCGCUAUUUAAGAUUGUACUUGAUUAAAUGAUUUUAUCUAUAAUACAACGUGAAUAUCUCAAUAAAUUAUUGUUUAUGA